Molecule: messenger RNA, 1751 nt
Organism: Portunus trituberculatus (swimming crab)
Lineage: Eukaryota; Metazoa; Arthropoda; Malacostraca; Decapoda; Portunidae
Product: pollen-specific leucine-rich repeat extensin-like protein 1
Exons: 7
Coding region: 114-1196 (360 amino acids)
Cellular component (GO): extracellular region
Molecular function (GO): chitin binding
Source: RefSeq, a predicted model, not a curated record
AGGAGGGAGAGUCAGAGAGGAGGGAGAAAAGGAGGGAGAGGCGGGGUUUAAGAGGCAAUACCCAGACUCCGAACGUGUGGACAGUCAUUCGGGCUUCAGCCAGCGAAACAGCGAUGGCGCGGUGCGAGGCAAUCAUGAUAGGUUUGACCGUGAUGGCCGCAUUCCUGGCCGUGACUCUGGGAAGAGGCCCAGGCACCGAGGACUGGCGGUACCCGAAGAACAUUACGGACCCCCGCGUUACCUGCCAGGAGGAGGGGACCUUCCGUCACCCGCGGAACUGCUCCUGGUAUUACAGGUGCGCGCCCAUCAUGGUUCCCGGCUACUUCAGAAUCUUCUUCUUCGAAUGUGAACCUGGCACGACGUUUGAUGACCAUCUGGACCAGUGCGUCUUUCCACACCUGACAGAACCUUGCAGCGACGAGCCUUUUGAGCCACCCGUAGGACCUCCAACGCAGAUACUCCCAACACAACCAACCCCAACACGACCACCCCCAACACAACGACCCCCAACACGACGACCCCCAACACAGCCACCCCCAACACAGCCACCCCCAACACGGCCACCCCCAACACAACCACCACCAACGCAGCCACCACCAACGCAGCCACCACCAACGCAGCCACCACCGACACAACCACCAACUCCAGUACCUACAGAUGGCACAGGCAUCGAUGACAGCUUCCCCUUCCCUUGCACGUUCAAUGAGACCAUCUGCCCGCCCAAGGAGUACUGCACGCCGGAGCCAGUGACGCUGAGCCUGUGCACUGGUUGCUUCAUCAACACCGCCUUCAUCCCCGCGGCGGCCCUGUGUGGCGGCACCGACAUGGCGUACGACAAGGACCGGAAAGUUUGCGUGAAUAUCCCGGCAGAAUGCCCUGAGCCCACGGAGCCCCCCACCCCUCCUCCUGGCGGCGUGCCUCUCAACAACUCCAACACCUUCACGUGCUCCGUCGAUAAGACAGUGCCAGACGACGACUGGAUCAAGGGCAACUUCUGUUAUAACUACGCCUACUGUGACGAGGAGAACAGAUUUAUUGCCUUAAGGCUUCUAUGCAAGAAAUACUUCCAGUGCCGGAGAACAGAGCAGAACACGUGGACGUAUACAGAAGAGAACUGCAAAGGUUUGGGAGAUGACUACUACUACAGCUUUCAAGACGGUUGUGUAUUUUUGGAUGAUGAUGAAUUAUGUUCUUAAGAGAGUUCAGCUGAGCGAAGGAUCAAUUAACUUGGAGCCAAGGAUGCCGCGUUGAGAUUCCUGCUGUGACAAGGACCGGGUGCUGCGGAAAGACACCCCUCCCAUGUGCAGCAUCUAGACCACACCUACCAUAUCCCCUACCACGUUGUUAUGAAAGGAAGACCACCCCGCUCUCCGCCUCUUUUUCCUGGUCUCCGUGCUUUCAAGAGUCUUCCUGCUGUUUACUAGGUUGACCAUACAUUCACGCACACACACACGCAUUCAUAUGCAAGAAAGCUUUUCCUUCUACCUUCAUUAGUUUGUCUUGCUUGUGUUCUCGCCUUUGUUGUUGUUUGUUACUCGCCGUCCUGUUAGUAAUUUAUCUUAGUUUUCUUGUUGUGGAAGCUUCUGUUGGUGUUUUUGUGUCUGUGUUCGUCUCCUGCUGUUAUUGUUUUUUGUCUCUCUAAUCAUUGGGUUUGAUUAAGUUUUGUCAUUAAGACUUAGGGACUUUUUUGUGUGCCAUGACUUUAAAAUGGUGUGACAACCAACGGUAAGGAAUAAAAAUGUUUGUAUAAA